Pseudopodoces humilis (Tibetan ground-tit) is the source of this 999-nucleotide messenger RNA. RefSeq lists its product as uncharacterized. The record is from RefSeq and is a predicted model, not a curated record. Lineage: Eukaryota; Metazoa; Chordata; Aves; Passeriformes; Paridae.
AUGGGAGGUGUUUUUGGGAAGAACAAGGCACACUGUGUGUUCCCCAGGGUUGUUUAUAGGGCCAGGGGCAGGAAGGCUGCCCGGGCGUGCUGCGAUGCAGCCACCUGGACUGGGGAGAGCCACUUCCACUCGGCACGGAUUGGGAGGACUCGGAGGCGCUCUGAGCCUCCUGCUGCCCAGCUGGUGAUGGAAACUUCUGGAAGUGAGUUUGGAGAGGAGGAAGGAGACCCAGGCACUUCUCCAAGGGCACAGCACAGCGAGGCCUCAGUCCCUGUGGCUGCUGGAGACACGCGAGGGGCUGAGCUGUCCCAGGAGCCUGAAGCCAAACCUCAGCCAGAGCUGAUGGAACACCAGGGACUCACUGGAGAGGCACAAAGAUCCCAAAAUCCUCAGGACAGCAGCGAGACUGGAGCUGUCCUGCACCCACCUGGCAGCUCUUUGCACCGCGAGCUCCGCCGUGGGGACCAGGGGGUGACACCUCCCCACCAGACCACGGUGGAGGUCGAUGUCCACGUGUCUGCAGGUGACCACGAGGAGCCUGGCUGGGGUCAGGCUGCAAGAUCUGAGCUGCUGAGCGGUGCAGGGCAGGGGAAUGGGGCUGGCAGCACUGCAGAGGAGGCCUGUGUUGGGGAGGCUCUUUGGGAAGCGCCCAUGCAGACUGCAGGUGACACCACGGCUGCUCCGUGUCCCCUGGAGGAGCCAGAGCUGCCCCUGAAGGCUGCAGAGCCAGGAGAAGACAUCACAAGUGGGCAGAGAGCUGCACAAGAGCAGGGGGGAGAAGAAGCUAAAGCCCCACCUGAUCUCCAGCUGGGACCCGGUGAGAUUCCUGAUCCUGAAGGUGUGACAGGAACUGCUGGUGAGCCAGAGCAAGCUGAAGAGGUGGCUGAGGCCUGUGGUGAUGGACACACAUCAGAGGAGAUCCCAGCCUGCCUGCCAGAAACCCAGGAGGAGGAGGAGAAAAUCAAAGUUAGCAGUGAGGGAAAAGCAGAGGAGCACUGA